AUGGAUUUCCCAGAUGAGGAUGUGAUGUAUUUGAAAGCUCGAGAUUGUGACGAGACAUUGCCCGAAGAAGGACCAGAACCUAGAUCCCGAUGGGGUUUAGUUUUUGAUGGAGCCUCUAAUGCUUAUGGUCAUGGUAUUGUGGUUAUUAUCACACUGCAAGGUUCAUAUAUUCCUUUCACUGCACUCGUGAUUAUUACUGAAUAUGAAACUUGCAUCAUAGGACUUGAAGAGGCCAUUGAUCUUAGAAUUAAGAUUUUGGAUGUUUAUGGAGACUCUGCACUCGUGAUUAAUCAAAUUAAAGGAGAAUGGGAAACGCGUCAUCCUAGCUUGAUCCCUUACAAAGAUUAUGCCAAAAGGCUGUUGACAUUCAUCAACAAAGUUGAAUUCCACCACAGCCCUCGAGAUGAGAAUCAAAUGGUUGAUGCUUUGGCCACACUGUCUUCCAUGUAUAAUGUAAAUUUCCAUAAUAAGUUGGGGAAGUAA
Vicia villosa (hairy vetch) is the source of this 483-nucleotide messenger RNA. RefSeq lists its product as uncharacterized. The record is from RefSeq and is a predicted model, not a curated record. NCBI's taxonomy places the organism in Eukaryota, Viridiplantae, Streptophyta, Magnoliopsida, Fabales, Fabaceae. The transcript is spliced from 2 exons. The coding region runs from base 1 to 483 and encodes 160 amino acids. Gene Ontology annotation, molecular function: RNA-DNA hybrid ribonuclease activity; nucleic acid binding.